Sinocyclocheilus grahami is the source of this 1860-nucleotide messenger RNA. Its product is annotated as myocyte-specific enhancer factor 2A-like. The coding region runs from base 187 to 1542 and encodes 451 amino acids. The record is from RefSeq and is a predicted model, not a curated record. Gene Ontology annotation, biological process: cell differentiation; positive regulation of transcription by RNA polymerase II. Gene Ontology annotation, molecular function: RNA polymerase II cis-regulatory region sequence-specific DNA binding; protein dimerization activity; DNA-binding transcription factor activity, RNA polymerase II-specific. NCBI's taxonomy places the organism in Eukaryota, Metazoa, Chordata, Actinopteri, Cypriniformes, Cyprinidae. The transcript is spliced from 11 exons.
UUCAUCAAUCCUCAUCUUUGAAUCCACCUCCUUCGGUUUGCGAUCCUUUUGUCUUUCUCCAACUCUGAAGGUUCUGGUGUGGUGAAGAAUGCAGAGAGGAUGCAGUAAAACCAAAACAUAAUCUUUCACAAUCACUGAAGAGUAAAGAGGAUUUUGAUUUGCAAAGAGAGACAAAAGGAAGUGACAAUGGGGCGUAAGAAGAUCCAAAUUACUCGCAUAAUGCAUGAAAGAAACAGACAGGUGACGUUCACAAAGAGGAAGUUUGGUCUGAUGAAGAAGGCGUAUGAGCUCAGUGUUCUGUGUGACUGUGAAAUAGCCCUGAUUAUCUUCAACCGCUCCAAUAAGCUCUUCCAGUACGCCAGCACAGACAUGGACAAGGUCUUGCUCAAGUACACAGAAUACAACGAACCUCAUGAGAGCAGAACCAACUCGGACAUUGUAGAAGUGCUAAACAAGAAGGAACAAAGAGGUUGUGACAGCCCAGAUCCAGAAGCUUCAUAUGUCCUCACACCUCACACGGAGGAGAAAUAUCAGAAGAUUAAUGAAGAGUUUGACAAUAUGAUGAGAAAUCACAAACUUCCGGCUGCUCUGGGUCAGCAGAGUUAUUCGAUACCUCUGACUUUGCCCGUCACCAACCCCACCACGCUGUCCUACAGCACAGACAGCUCUCUGGACACCCCAGUGUCCCUCAGCGGGACGAACAUGCUGUCUCUGUCCUCCAACAGCCACCAGAGCAACAACAGCACUGCUGUCAUGGAUGGCAUGCCAGGUUUCUCAGACAUCACUCUUCCAAACGGUGUACACUCCAGUCAUGUGGCUAAUGGCUUUGUUGGCAGUUCAGAAGGAAACAGUAUGGGAAGAGUCGUUUCUGCAAAAUCUCAAGCGUCGUCUACAUCGGGCCGCAAACCUGAUCUCAGAGUGCUCAUUCCUCCUGUGUGCAAGGGCACUGCUUCUUCACUGCCGCCAGAGGAAGGAGAGGAACAUUUGAGAAUAGACAACUCUCAGUUCAGCCAAUCACUGAACACACCCGUGGUAUCCAUGGCAACCCCCAGUCUACAUCCCCAGGGCCUUGUGUACUCAGCCAUGACAUCAUCUUUCACUACAGAUUUUGCCUUGAGCAGUACAGAGCCCAGUUCUUUACAUAGCUUCAGUUCACCAGAUGCUGUCACAUCAGGAGCAGGGUCUUCAUGGAAACACAGUCAUCAUGGUCAGCCAGGCUUCAGUGCCCAGAGAACCACACAACCUCAAAUUCAGGCUUCUGACUCCAUCAGCAUCAAAUCAGAGCCCAUCUCCCCUUCCAGAGAGUGUGUCGGUCACUCGCUGUACCCCACUAUCUACACCAGACCUUGGCCCAGCUCUGGAAAAGAAGUGGGCCGCUCUCCUGCUGAGAGCUUCAGUUCUUCUGGCAGUUCAUAUGAAGGUAGCGACCGUGAGGACCAGCGGCUGGACUCUCACCCAGGCACCGCUACAUCAGGACAAAGAUCAUCACCAGAGACAGAGAGCCAGGAAGAUCCCUCAGUCAAGCGCAUGCGCACAGACUAACUUAGUAUGUCUAAAGUCACAUUUCAGAUAUGCACACUGCUGUUGUGCAACAAACACAAAGCACUGCUUUAGAAGUGUGAAGAGGUGUCUCUGAAAGGGAAAUACAAAGACCGUUAUUGUAAAUGAGUGCGUUUUGUUGUUUGUACUGUUAUAGGAUUUUUUGAUAUUGUUAAAAACCUAAGCUAUGAAGUGUAUGACACUGUUUUGUCAAUAGAGGGUUAGCUUUGCUGCAUUAUUUGCAGUAUAUUAUUUUUUGCAAGCCAAAUGUGUUAUUUUAUCUUUUGUAUUUUUUAUUCGAGUCCUCAAUCAAAGUCAUAU